Molecule: messenger RNA, 2311 nt
Organism: Verticillium alfalfae VaMs.102
Lineage: Eukaryota; Fungi; Ascomycota; Sordariomycetes; Glomerellales; Plectosphaerellaceae
Exons: 5
Coding region: 1-1953 (650 amino acids)
Molecular function (GO): RNA binding
Source: RefSeq, a predicted model, not a curated record
AUGAUGAGCCAGCAACAGCACGAUAUGUACCUCGACUACGCACCUCCUUCGAAUCGCUCUCCCAAUUCCUCGCGUCCUUAUCCAGGUGGCAGCGGCUUCCAACCCGGCAUGUCUCUGCCUCGCCAGACCCAGAGGCCUUUCGAUCCGCCCCUGGGCUCAUCUGCCCUCUACUCGACCGACCGCCUGACAGGGGGCUACAACCCGCGAGGCAUGGAUCAAAUGAGCCAUCAAGGAGGGAUGCAGGGCGGCUAUAUGCCUGAUAACAACCAGGCGUGGUCUUACAACCCUGCAGCUGUUGCCACGGUCAAUGGCGCCAUGAACGGCACAAGCCGGCAGAGGAGCGUCAACCGACGCAACCCCAUCCCUACGAACUGGACCGAUCAGGGCGGCAUGGGCAUGCCGUACGGUUCGGUUAGCCUCAACGGCACCCCUUUGUCAAGCGGUAUGAGAUACGACCAGGGACAGCAUGACAUGCGUGGCGGCCCUGGCGAAGAGCAGCUGAUCCCGACGGCCAUCGUCAUCAAAAACAUUCCCUUUGCGGUUCGCAGGGAGACUCUAGCGGGGCUCAUGCUCGAGAUGCACCUCCCGCAGCCCUACGCGUUCAACUACCAUUUUGACAACGGUGUCUUUCGUGGUCUUGCCUUUGCCAACUUCUCCUCGCCUGAUGACACGAAGAUCGUGAUCGAGGCUAUGAACGGCAUGGACGUCCAUGGUCGCAAACUUCGCGUCGAGUACAAGAAGAUGCUUCCAGAAGCCGAGCGUGAGCGCAUUGAGAGGGAGAAACGUGAGCGCCGUGGACAACUGGAGGAGCAACACCGUGCACCUAUGCUCCACCAGCAGCCUUCUGUUUCUACGCUGAACAGCAUGAAUAACGGCCAGUCUCGUGGUGGAGCUAGCACCGCCCUCGGCGAUGUGAACCUGAAUGACCCAGAGACACUCGAGUUUUACACGGAGCUCACCCUGUUCAAGCAGGACAAUAACCGCGAAAUCCUGAUCUUCCCAUCGACUGUGGCACCUGAGCAGCGCCGCCAGAUUCACAUCUUGGCUCACCAUAUGGGUCUGGAGCACCGUUCCGUUGGCGAUGCCGACUCGAGACAGAUUCAUGUGCAGAAGCGCCAUCUCCCCUCGCCCACUUCGCAGAUGCCCACGGCGCCCGCCGUUGGUCUGGAUUACCACAAGAAGGGGCUCAGUAGGGCCGCUACCUUCGACUUUGCCGCAGACAGGGAGCGAGAGACCAGGGCCGUCACCGGCAACUACUCUCACAUGCUGGGCCGUCAAGGACCCACCCUCGAGCUGCCUGGCAGCCCUGAUGGCACGGCCCCCAGCCCCUCGGCCUCAUCGUCCAGCUACUUGACGGCCGUCAACAAUGGCAUGAUGCCUCCUGCUAGGUUCACUGAAUAUGCCAGCGGCAUGAACCAGGGCAACUCACUCGCGACCCCCAACCUGACCCCGACUACGCCGGGUACGUCGAGCACCCCUGGGAACGACAGCCUGCUGAACUCUCUGGGUGCACUUAACCUGGGAGCUUUCGAGGCCGCGACUCAUGCGCAGCCGCGUAACACCCCGGGCGCGAUCGGUAGUCAGCGUCCUGGCGCUGUGAACAGCCGCAACGGAGCCCCUGAGAGGCAGCCACGAGGCCCGGAAUGGGAGGCGUCGGCUGGCUUUGGAGGCCGCACCCGCACUAACGGCCAUAUGCAGCGAGGAAGCGAAGACUCGUCUGACAACGGCGCGCGUUCCACGCGUCCCGCUACCACUGAAGGCCGAAAGCCCAACGAUGACACGACUCAUGAAGACUCGAUGGAUAGAGACGACGAAAAAAAAAGCCGAGAUACCAGCGCAAGCAAAAUCGCUGUACAGAUUAUUCUCCUCACCCCAGGAAUCUCCACCCGCCCUCAUACGACUUCGCUUGCUUUUUUCGCCACCUCUACGUUCCCCUCCCCGUACUGUUUAUAAUGAUUGUUGCAAAGCUUUUCUCGACUGUUGCAUUUGGUGGAUAGAAAAUCACGCGACGCUGGAUUGGAUAGCUCUGGUCCCAGCAUCACCUUGACGACCGUUUUUUGGACGAACACGGACAGUGAUGAGGAUUCAAGACGCUCUCACUCUCAUGGGCAACCAUAUCACGACCCGACACGGCCCCGGCUCCGACAGGCCGCCGCCCUGCCCUUCCUUACUCCACACCAUGGUGCUGGACAGCGAAGGAUGUUUGACGACGAUUUUAUGCUGUUACGACGUGACGUCUAGACGGACAACAGCCCCCUUGACGAAGCCCGUCUUCGGACGGUGCGGGCGUGGCUAGCAACGGAGACGACUA